CAAACCAAAUCGUUCAUUCUUUCAAGCACACGAGUGUACUUGAGUCAAAGUAAAGAAUAUUUUUUGCGGUUUUCAGUUUACUGUAUAAUUUUAAUUACACUAUUUUUAGUAAUAUUCGAUAGCUUUUAUUAAUUAACAAUGACAGACGUGGCUAAGAAGGUUCAGGACUACAAGGACUCCCUCAAGCAGAAGGCUGAACACCUUAUUAUUAAAGGAUUUCCAGAGAAAAUUGUCAAAUUGAAUGAACUUCUUGAAACAUCACAUUUCCAAAACCGAGAUCUCUCUGAUGUCCAUCAGGAAUUAAACAUUCCAGUACCUCCUCCUCUUAACACAAAUUCACAAGAUGAGCCAUCGGCUAAACGACAGCGUUUAGAUACAUCUGAGGUAUCAAGUGUGAUGACUGUUGAGGGCACUAUGGUUUAUGCAUUGCCAAAUGGUACUGUACCAUGUAACAAACCUCUAAGUGACCUUAUACAUCUCGUUAAACCACACAUUAGGGAACUAGUUGAAGACUCAAACUUGCUUAAAAUGUGGAUAUCAUUUAUGAUCCCAAAAAUAGAAGAUGGUAACAAUUUUGGUGUUUCAAUACAAGAAGAUACUUUAGCAGAGAUUCAGUCUGUAGAAUCUGAGGCAGCCGCUUUCUUUGAUCAAAUCUCACGGUAUUUCAUUUCAAGAGCUAAGAUUGUAUCAAAGGUUGCUAAAUAUCCACAUAUAGAAGACUAUAGGAGAGCAGUUCAAGAACUAGAUGAGAAGGAAUAUUUGUCAUUAUGGCUUGUCAUGUGCGAGAUCCGCAACCGUUAUUGUUCGCUACACGAUAUUGUCAUUAAGAAUUUAGAGAAAAUUAAGAAGCCGCGUUCGUCUAACGCCGAAACUUUAUACUAGUGACAAGUUUAAUCUCAAUCCUAGGCAAGGAUUAUUACCUUUAAGUGUAAACUUUGUUUUUUAUUCACUAGAUAUUCUGUAUAUAUUCAAUGUUAGUAUCAGCACAAACAUGGGAACUACACAAUGCCGGCAUCAACAUAAUAUAUGACAUCAGAAUGCAUCGUUCAAUCUAUUCCGCAUAAUCUAAGCUAGUGAGUAAAAAAUAGAUAGUCACAUGCAGUUUCAUUGUAACAUUUGUAUUAUAUUUGAGACUGAAUCUAAGUAUCUGGUGUACCGCGUUCUUGGUACAUUUACAUUGAAUGUAAUACACAUUGGAGGCGUAAAUUUUUUUUAUAUCAGAACUUUGUAUUGAUUCAUCAAAACAUUGGUUCCAUAUAUCUGAAUAUGAAUUGAUUUGUAAAGCAAAAUAUACUAUCAUAUCUGUAAUAGAUGAAAGCAACUGAAUAGUGUGACCUCCUUAAUCAGCAAUGUUAUAUAAUAUAAGAUAAUAAAAAAGUUUAUAAUUAAUAAUAGAUAAAUAAGCAACCAUUGUCAUUCAAAUUCAUAUUAAACCGCAGUGUUUUAGUGAUGUCCCAAUUGGCUAACAGAUGUUAACUAAAAUAUAAUCAUUUAAAUACGAAUACAUUUCUACAAUAACAAA
This is a messenger RNA of Danaus plexippus (monarch butterfly), 1522 nucleotides long. It is a transcript of the gene REG, whose product is annotated as proteasome activator complex subunit 3. Gene Ontology annotation, molecular function: endopeptidase activator activity. The record is from RefSeq and is a predicted model, not a curated record. Bases 139 to 882 code for a protein of 247 amino acids. Gene Ontology annotation, cellular component: proteasome activator complex; nucleoplasm; cytoplasm. The transcript has 5 exons. Gene Ontology annotation, biological process: regulation of proteasomal protein catabolic process; regulation of G1/S transition of mitotic cell cycle; positive regulation of endopeptidase activity. NCBI's taxonomy places the organism in Eukaryota, Metazoa, Arthropoda, Insecta, Lepidoptera, Nymphalidae.